Molecule: messenger RNA, 1053 nt
Organism: Tarenaya hassleriana
Lineage: Eukaryota; Viridiplantae; Streptophyta; Magnoliopsida; Brassicales; Cleomaceae
Product: zinc finger protein AZF1
Exons: 1
Coding region: 40-1053 (337 amino acids)
Source: RefSeq, a predicted model, not a curated record
CCAAAUCAAAGAAGAACUCUAUCGUCUUCUUCUUUGUUCAUGAUCACAUGCAUGGAGAUGAAAAGAAAUGCAAGAAACCCAUUUGCUGAUCAAUCUGUCCAUGACUCUUCGUCCUCGUCGGAAUCUGAGGAACUUCACCGGCCGGAGAAAAAGCUGCGUCUGAAGGUGAAGAUUCCGGCGAAGCCUAACGAAGAACAGAAUACUAAUCCAUCGCCGCCGCCACGCCGCAGGCAUUUCUGUGAGGUUUGUAACAAAGAGUUUAGCUCCGGUAAGGCUUUUGGCGGUCACGUGAGGAUCCAUUCGAUCGAAUACAAGAGCAAGAACAAGAGCAAGAUGAUGAAGAAGAAUAAGAACAGUACGGUGAAGAAGAAGAAGAAGAAUAAGGAGAAGAACAUGAAGAGGAUAGAGAAGGAGGAGAGAGAUCUGAUGGGUAGGGCUGACGUGGAAGAGGGAGGUGAGAUCAGUUGCUGUAUCUGCGGUAAGGUUUUUCUGACGAAGCACUCCUUAUUUGGGCAUAUGAGGAGACACCCUGACAGGAGUUGGAAAGGGAUUCGACCACCACCACCACCACUGCCGGAAAGUGAGUUCGAGCUCCGGAUGAUGUCGGUGGCCGCCGGUUCGUCUUCCUCGUCCAAGAAGUUCAAGAUCAGCUCGUGCACCAGCGAUCUGGACGACGAUUACGACGACGUGUUGGACGUGACGAGCACGUCCAUGACGGACGUACAAGAAGCCGCCUACUGUCUGAUGAUGCUUUCUUGCGCCAGAAUCAAUUAUCGACCGGUGAAGAGUUUAGGGUUUGGAUUGGAAUCCAGUUCCGGAGACAUGGGAAAGGCGAAACCCGGUGUUAGAAACCCGUGCCCACGUGAAGAAACCAGACAUGGAUAUCAGAUGGGUUCUUCAAAGGGUAAGGGUGUGGUCGUAGAUAUGAAGAUGAAGAUCGGAUCAGGCGAUCGUUUUCAUGUUCGAGCUCGAGAGGAGAAAGUGCUAGGGUUUGAUCUGAAUCAGCCUUAUGUUGGCGGUGAAGAUGGUGGUGACGAUUGGUUUCAGAUUUGA